GACCCAACACGGGCUCGAGCUCGUAACCAAGCAGGGGCUGCUGCUGCACUGCCCGGGCGGUCCGCCGGCCGAGCACGGCGGCGCCUGGGCGUGCGAGGCCUCUCCGGCGCGGCCCCUGCCGGUCCCCAGCGGGGCGGAGGCGAUCGCGGCCGCGGUGACG
This is a messenger RNA of Prorocentrum cordatum, 160 nucleotides long. The record is from the annotation of a GenBank genome assembly. Lineage: Eukaryota; Dinophyceae; Prorocentrales; Prorocentraceae.